Messenger RNA from Tribolium madens (black flour beetle), 2660 nucleotides. RefSeq names its product monocarboxylate transporter 10 (gene kar). NCBI's taxonomy places the organism in Eukaryota, Metazoa, Arthropoda, Insecta, Coleoptera, Tenebrionidae. The transcript is spliced from 2 exons. The record is from RefSeq and is a predicted model, not a curated record. Bases 69 to 1484 code for a protein of 471 amino acids. Gene Ontology annotation, molecular function: monocarboxylic acid transmembrane transporter activity. Gene Ontology annotation, biological process: transmembrane transport.
CAGAGCUUUAACCGCACUCAGUCGAUGUCGUCCACGUGAAAGCCGGCAAUGUGUCAAGUGCCUCGACAAUGGUAGAAGACUCCGGAACCACUCUCCUGGAACACAAGCAAAAGCCGAUCCUCAACGGAAGCAUCCCCCGCAAAGAGCACGGAGAGCCUCCGGAUGGGGGCACCAAGGCAUGGCUGGUUAUGCUCGGCUCGUUCUUCUGCAACGGGAUUCUCUUCGGGGUGAUCAACUCCUACGGGGUCCUCUAUACGGAGUUCCACGAGAUCUUCAAGAAGAAGGGGUCACUUAACCCGUCCGGCGAGGCAGCACUGGUGGGGUCCCUCGCCAUGGGCACGACGUUCCUAAUCUCGGCCGUCGCCGGCGUUUUAACCGACUUCAUCGGCCUUCGAAGAACCACUUUUUUGGGGGGUUUCAUAGCCUCUAGUGGCAUGUUCCUAUCGUCGUUUUGUGUAGAUAAUAAAUUAGCCCUUUACGUGACUUUCGGCGUAAUGUACGGCCUGGGGGGUGCCUUAGCAUACACUCCCUCAUUAGCAGUCCUCGGCCACUACUUCAAGAAAUACCUUGGCAUAGUCAACGGGAUUGUAACUGCGGGCAGUUCAAUCUUCACCAUUGCCAUGCCAUACGUUAUAACCGAGUGUCUCAAACGGUUUAAAAUCGAACACACAUUGCGAAUUUUAGCCCUAAUUGCAAGCCUCAUCAUGGUUUUCGCAUUUCUCUUCAAACCGGUGAGAGAAACCGAACGCAGGGAAAUCAAGUGGAGGAACACGUUCAAUGUUGAGGUUUUCCGCAAUAAAAAGUAUCUAGUCUGGGCGACGGUUAUAGCCGGUUCACUUUUCGGUUACUUUGUUCCUUAUGUCUACAUGCUUGAUUUUGUUAAAACGAGUUUCCCGGGUCCUGUUGACGGUAAAAUCCCGGUUUUAUGCAUCGGGAUUACAUCCGGGAUCGGCCGACUCAUCUUCGGCUACAUCGCCGACUUCCCCAAAAUCAACCGAAUCCUCCUCCAACAAGUCGCGUUUUUCAUUAUCGGCAUCCUCACCAUGCUUCUACCCUCCUCAACUUCAUCAUUCUACUGGUUAAUUGCCAUAAGUCUCGGCAUGGGUCUCUUUGACGGCUGUUUUAUCGCACUAUUGGGCCCCAUUGCGUUCGAUAUCUGCGGCAAUGAGGGGGCUGCUCAAGCCAUCGGCUUCUUGUUGGGCACCUGUUCGGUACCACUGACCAUCGGGCCCUACGUCGCGGGGCUCAUCUAUGAGAAACAAAAGAGUUACACCAUUCCCUUGAUUCUGGCCGGGAUUCCGCCCACCGUGGGGGCUGUGGCGAUGUUCCUAACGAGGUGUAUAAGGACGACGAAAAACGAAACGCUCAAAAAUGGCACGUGUAAAGUCACAGGUAGGUUGAUCGAGCCACAUCAGAGGUCGAUUCGAGUUGAUGAUAAUGAGAACGACGCGAAUAAAAGGUGCUACAAUUAUUCGGUUUUGUGAUAAUUUUGUGAUAGAGUGGGCUGUUGAAUUGUUUCAUGCGCAAAUGUUAUUGCUGUCGUUAUUUUUUAUAUUUGAACUGCGUCAGUAGCGCCAAUAUAAUGUUGUGAUUACAAUAGUGAUAAAGCAGGCGGUUUUCAUCAUGAAUUUUGAACGGCGCAUCGAUUUUCGAAUACGUUUUUAUUGAAUAGAUUAUCACUCGGAAAAUUCCUCGAUGGACGAUCGAAACGUUAUUAAUUAAUUGUCAAUAGACUAUGGAGGAAAAAUCUCGGAAUUACAAAAUUAAAACUUUUUAUUAUUAAUAAUAUUAUUAAUAAUGGUGACGCCUCAUAUUCGUAAGAAUUUGAAACGAGUUUCAUUGAAAGUAAAAUGAAACGUAUAAAAUUUAAACAAAUGGCGUUUUUGGUCUAUGGCCAAGUGGGGAAACGCAUUUUGUUGAUUUAUUUUGACUAUUUUGCUGCCAUUUCCAGACACGUGCCACUAUAGUACUUACGAAUUUAUUUUAGUUAGUUUCCAGUAAGUUGCAUUUACUAAUUACAGGCUGUGAUAAAAAUGCACGUGCUUUAAUAUGAUAUGAAAAAUCCUGAGGGCAAUUCUGUUAUCUGUAUCCCAUUUCAACAAGCCUUGAAGUUGCCGCGAAGUCUGGAUGAAUCAUAUUUUCGUCUGUUGACUUUUUGGCUGUUUAUUUAUAGUUAUCAAGGAUUUCGGUCGAUGCCUGAGCAGUUUACACAUCUACCUAAAUUCUGUUAUUGUACUUUAACCCGGAGUCAAUUAAUCGAUUAAGAAGUCAUUUUUCGAAUGUUGGCCUAAUUGAUGUAAUUUCUUUAAUUAAAAGUUCGACAUUGUGUCCAUUUCGGUAUUUCUAAUGGUAAUAGAGUAGUCUAGUUGUGUCGGUCAAUUGAAGCAAUUAGGAGUGCAAUUGGAGUGGCGAACCUGCGACUAGACGUCCCUUGUACGAUACUAUUUUACUACCAAAUGAAACAAUUGCCUUGACAAAAUCCGACUCAAUUCAAUUAAAAAGCAACUGCGUAUAAAUCAUUCCUGCACGCGCUCAAAUAACGGAUUAACUGACUGCUUAUUUUACCUAAUUAGGUUAUUACGUUCGAUCGAAUCGAUUUUAUAACGAUGUCGCAAGCAGAAUAGAAAAGCAUACGCCUCUAAUUUACGUUUGUUAUAUGU